Messenger RNA from Stylonychia lemnae, 516 nucleotides. Lineage: Eukaryota; Ciliophora; Spirotrichea; Sporadotrichida; Oxytrichidae. The record is from the annotation of a GenBank genome assembly.
AUGGCCUUCUCCUUAUUAGUGCUAGGAACAGAUGAAAUAAUCAUAUUUAGACCUAAUGACUUGGACUUCAGUUAAUGGUACGUCUUUCUCAUUGAGCUGUUCUUUACCUUUACUUUCCAAGUUGUCAUUCAGCAUUCUAAGAACUCAAAAGUUACCAUAUUUGACAACAUGGUCCUUGGAGUUGGAUCAGUCGCGGCGGCAAUUUACUUCUCAAUUACCUGUGCUGGAAGAUUCACAGGCGCUGCAUUGAAUCCAACUAUUGGUUUCACAAAUUUGACAUUUGUAGCAAUAGCCUUGGAUACUAAUGAUUACAUUAAGUUCUUGCCUGCUUACGUAUUUGGACCUCUUAUUGGAGGUGUUCUGGCUGGUUUGUUCACAGCCCACGUUAGUGCAAGAAUUAUUCAUGAUCCAAAUGAAUAUAAUCAAGUCAGAAAAUUCGCAAGAAUGACUGAAGACGUCAAAAAACAUAAGCCUUUGUCUACUGAUCAAGAGCCACUAUAUUACAAUUCAACCUGA